AUGCCACCCUCCACCCUCGAGUGUCUCCCGCGCGAGAUCAUUGAGAUAAUCUACCUCGACGCUUUGGAGGUAAACUUUGCGCGUGCGUCCAAUGUAAUUGCGGCGGCUGUAUCUCGAGAGGCCGUCUACGACAUUUUCAUGAUACAAGCACUUUGGAACGACCCGCAGGACUGCAUUCGGCAGCGGUAUUCCGACCGAGAAUUUCUCUACGUGGACGAACUGCAACGAAAAGUCAUGUCUUGCCGCUGGUUUAACAUUCAUCGGUUUGAACGGGUGUUACCGGUGCUGCUGGCACUGACACUAGAUGCAAUCGCGCUGCAGGAAAAGACCCGAUUUCCGUCAAAAGAGAUACAACAGAGGCAAUGGAGUGCAGCUUCUACGAUGGACACUUUGCAGUCACUUCGAUUGCAUACGAACGAUGGAUAUCCGAAACGGCUUCGCAUCAUCGAUCACUUUGCCAUUCAAGCUGAAUACUUCAACCCGAAUCACGGGCCGCGUCACAUUAUUCGUCCAGUACGUGUUUUCUGGUUUCCGAACAAGGCAUUGCACGGUCCAUGGACCGAUGAUAAAGUCAAGCUCCUAGUCGCCCUGCGCCGUGCGUUUGGAAAACGGUUUACACGGCUUGACCUUCGUGCACCUGCCCUGAGACAGCGGCAUCUUGCUCCAGUCAUCUCCGACAUUGCUUGCUUGCAAGGCAUCGAAGCGGCAAUCAGACAAAACUGCCGUGUAGCCCUUCUCUACCUACUGGAUAUUAGGGAAAGCUUUCCUCCAGUGACCACGAAUAUAUUGCACCAGAAACAGUUCCCAGAUCAACUAUUGAUGAUGGCCGUCCAGACACAUGCCCCUGACUUUGAUAUUAUUGAACUCCUCGUUCGAGCCAGUCUGACAUCCGCUCGAAGCUGCAAUUUGGUCAAGUGGUCUAUUGCUAGUAGUCUUCGUGGCAGCGUCACAGAAAAUUGGUUAUUGAGUUCUCUCCAGCAAUACAGUGCUCGCGGCAAUUGCAACACCUUCUGGAAAGCGCUCUGGUCAACUCCAGCUGCAGAGGAAUCGCUCUUGGAGCAAGAGCCAUGGCUAUAA
Penicillium canescens is the source of this 1077-nucleotide messenger RNA. RefSeq lists its product as uncharacterized. Bases 1 to 1077 code for a protein of 358 amino acids. The transcript is spliced from 2 exons. Lineage: Eukaryota; Fungi; Ascomycota; Eurotiomycetes; Eurotiales; Aspergillaceae. The record is from RefSeq and is a predicted model, not a curated record.